AUGCUUUUCGUCAAGAUUCUUUUGCUUCUUGGCUUUUCAGCCCUACUGCAGGCUGCGCCUACGCCACAAGCCAGCACUGCUGCUUCAUCUUCUGGUUUCUGGAUGGCCAACAUUCAGCGACAGGGUACAGUGGCAUUUGGAAACUCGUCAAGCUACCAGAUCUUCCGCAAUGUAAAGGACUUUGGCGCUAAAGGUGACGGAUCAACUGAUGACACCGAUGCCAUUAACAGCGCUAUCUCCAGCAGCGAUCGAUGUGGCUUAGGAUGCGACUCGUCAACAACAACUCCAGCUAUUGUCUACUUCCCCCCCGGGACCUAUGUCGUUUCGAAGCCCAUUGUCCAAUACUACUAUACGCAACUCAUUGGUGACGCUACUGACUUGCCUGUUCUAAAAGCUGCCGCCGCCUUUUCUGGCAUGGCUGUCAUUGAUUCUGACCCAUACACUGACACAGGCGCCAACUGGUACACGAACCAGAACAAUUUUUUCCGUCAGGUUCGCAACUUCGUUAUUGAUCUUACUGCUAUGCCUCAGAGCUCUGGAGCCGGUAUCCAUUGGCAAGUGGGUCAAGCUACUAGUCUUCAAAACAUUCGGUUUGAGAUGGUCAAAGGAGGUGGCGACGCCAACAAACAAGAGGGUAUCUUCAUGGACAACGGUUCAGGUGGUUUCAUGACCGACUUGACCUUCAAUGGUGGCAACUAUGGAAUGUUCUUGGGAAAUCAGCAGUUUACAACCCGAAAUUUGACUUUCAAUGGUUGCAAUACCGCUAUUUUCAUGAAUUGGAACUGGGCUUGGACUUUCAAAUCUGUCACGGUAAAUGACUGUGCGGUUGCUCUGAACAUGUCCAACAGCCCAUCGAACCAGACUGUAGGCUCGGUCAUGAUGUUGGACAGCACACUCUCAACUACCGGUCAAGCCAUCGUUACUGCCUGGACCCAAGACAGCAUUCCUAUUGGCGGUGGUGACUUGAUUCUGGACAACGUCGACUUUACUGGAUCUAGCGUCGCCGUCGCUAGCAUCGGUGGCGAUACAAUUCUAGCAGGUGGCUCUGUUGUCAAGUCAUGGGUCCAAGGUAACACGUAUACCGGCGGCUCUACCUCCAGCAAACGUGAUCUUGAAUCUACAAACCUUGAGGAUGAUACCUGCCCAGCACCCGAGGUUGUUACCGUGACUGUCUAUCAGACUCUUGGCAAUGGUGCUUCAGAGGCCACAUCUAUCCCUGUCGCCUCAGCGGCUGCUGGUACCUCUGUAGCUUCGCGACUCAGCCCUGCUCAGUCCGACUCUGCAUCUGGAUCUCUAUCUGGUGCUGCAGCUUCUUCCAAGAUCCCCUCAUCAGCUACCGGUAGCCCGUCCACCGGUAAAGCAUCUCAGACAGCCACAACUGGGACACCAGCUUCUGGCACAUCUUCUCCUAGCUCUGGGUCCUCUGCGCGAACUUCCGCCCUAAGCAGCAAAACUCACUCCGCUGUCGCUUCAGGUAGCACAUGUGCGGCUCCAUCUGCAACUAAAUCCCGCGUUCAAGCAACCAGAGCAGCAGCAUCCAAGCCCGCCGCUCUUGUUGACAGCUCUGGUAAAGUGUUUGAGCGUUCCAAGCCACAGUAUGAGACGGUUGCUGCAUCGUCCUUCGUCAGCGUUAAGUCUGCUGGUGCCAAAGGUGAUGGUACAACGGAUGACACUGCGGCCAUUCAAAAAGUUCUCGACAGCGCGACUUCCGAUCAAAUUGUUUACUUCGAUCAUGGCGCUUACCUUAUCACCUCUACCAUCAAAGUCCCUAAAAAUAUCAAGAUCGUUGGUGAAAUUUGGCCCCUUCUAAUGGCAUCGGGAACUGCUUUCUCGGACGAGAAAAACCCCAUUCCUAUGCUUCAGAUCGGUGAAUCUGGUGAUACUGGAAAUGUGGAAAUUCAAGACCUUAUUCUUGAGACUAAGGGAUCCGCUCCAGGCGCUAUCCUAAUGGAGUGGAACGUCGCUGGUUCUUCUCAAGGUUCUGCUGGAAUGUGGGAUGUUCAUUUCCGUGUCGGUGGUUCUGCUGGCACCGGAUUACAGAGUGAUACUUGCUCGAAGAACCCGGCUUCUACCCAUGCUGCAAAUAAUGCUUGCAUUGGCGCCUUCAUGCUUUUCCAUGCUACCCAGUCAGCGAGCGCUUAUAUUGAGAACUGUUGGUUCUGGGUCGCCGAUCACGAGCUUGAUCUUGCUGAUCACAACCAGAUCGACAUCUACAAUGGACGUGGUGUUCUCCUGGAGAGCCAAAAUGCCGUCUGGAUGUACGGUACUGCCUCUGAGCACAGCCAACUGUAUGAAUACCAGCUCAGCAACGCCAAGAACGUGUUUAUGGCUUUGAUCCAGACAGAGACACCAUAUUGGCAAUCCAACCCCACUGCUCUCACACCUUUUACCGCUCAAACCAACUUUAAUGACCCAGACUUCUCGACCUGCACAACUGACAGCUGUCGCAAAGCCUGGGGUUUGCGCGUUUCCUCAUCGUCUGAUACUUUGAUCUACGGAGCCGGCCUCUACAGCUUCUUUGAGAACUACGAUCAAACCUGUUUGGCUACCGAGUCCUGCCAAGAAAAUAUCGUCCAGAUUGACUGCUCUAGCAUUUCCAUCUAUGGACUGAGCACGAAAGCUAGUACCAACAUGAUCACAUCGUCAGACGGGACGUCCUUAGCUCUACAAGAAGACAACACAAGCUCUUUCGCUUCAACGAUAGCGUUGUUUGAGCAAUAA
This is a messenger RNA of Talaromyces amestolkiae, 2721 nucleotides long. RefSeq lists its product as uncharacterized. Lineage: Eukaryota; Fungi; Ascomycota; Eurotiomycetes; Eurotiales; Trichocomaceae. The transcript has 3 exons. The record is from RefSeq and is a predicted model, not a curated record. The coding region runs from base 1 to 2721 and encodes 906 amino acids.